GCCAAGUGUGUGAUGUGUCAUGGGCAGGGCUGCGCGGUCAAAGGUACGUGUUUAUGCCGCAGAUAGUAUACCCCAUGGAAAUUUCCGGUCGUAUUGACGAUAGCAAUUAAUGUACAAGGUUGGGGACAGGCAAAUCCUUAACGGGACCACAUUUAUAGCACGUCCAGUGCCGGUAUAUUUUAUCGUUUCAUUUGAUACCAGCGUGGUCCCGUAUCGAAAUAAUACAAGAGGGACAUCUUCGUGACUUUCCAUGAGGAUUAUCUCCGUGACUUCACCGUGACUUUUCUUGAGUGUUGAUCCGGCCCGUCUCGGUGCUUGACCGGGGCACUGGCAGCCCGUCAUGCCGGUCUGCGCCUCGAUACGCCGGCAUCUGGCCGUCAGGAGCGACAUAGCACGAGGCAUGCUGGCUGAAAUGGCAGGAACCUUCAUACUGGUUUUAUUCGUGGAUGGCGGACUAGCCCAAGGUAUCGUCAGUGGCUGGACAUCCGGGACACCCGUUUCCACCGCACUGACCUCAGGCAUGGGCGUGGCCUUCGGUAUCUACACAGGUUUAGGGGUAUCAGGAGGGCACGUGAAUCCAUCCAUUACUCUGGGCUUGGCUUCUGUCGGCAAGUUUGCCUGGCGAAGGGCUCCGCUGUGGAUACUCGCCCAGUUUCUGGGCGCAUUCGCUGCAGCGUCUGUUGUAUUUGGAAUAUACUACCCUGGGUUGGAUAAUUUUGACGGAGGCAACCGGACGGUUUUCGGGCCGACCGGGACGGGAGGGAUUUUUUGCACUUAUCCGCAGCCGUACUUUGGGCUCUGGGCCGGCCUGGCUGAACAGAUACUCAACACGGGUCUCCUGUUGCACUGCACGAUGAUGUUUUUCGACGAGAGAAACGGCAAACCGACCAAAGGGAUGGAGCCGUUCUUUGUGGGUCUGUCUGUGGCCGUGAUCAUCCUGGCCUGGGGACACAACGCCGGGGCACCCAUGAACCCAGCCAGGGACUUGGCUGGUAGGUUCCUGUCAUGGCUGGUCGGCUACGGAAGCGAAGUGUGGAUACCUCGCGGAGUUCACUGGUGGUGGGUGCCAACCUUUGUACCGCUGUUAGGGGGAGUAUGCGGGGCCAACUUUUACUUUCUGCUCGUGGAAAUUCAUCACCCGAAGGAGAUGGGCGAUAACUACGGCACAGAGGGGUCGCCAGCAGCAGUUGAACAUAUUGAAAUGCAAUCGAAAAAUAGCCCACCAGAGCCGAAUUAUGUGGAUCGCUCACCGACACACGAAUACCACAAUCAGAGCUUGGGUGAGGAUAUGGAGUGAGAAACCACAGCAUUCUCGACAGAAGCGUAUUAAUCCAACUGAAAUUCUUCCUGAAAUAGAUGAGUAAAGCAGUAAUUAUGAGGCUAUGCUGAUUUUUAAACAAUAGUAUUAUGGCUUGAAGUAAUACAAAGACGCACAAGAAAAAGUAAAGUGAAAAUGUGUGUAAGUAAGAAUUGAUUCUAUACUAUGUUUCCAUGAGAUGUACACCUUUCAGCCGUUACGUUUUGAAUUGUUGAAAAGACAAAACGACAGAAAUAUACACGGGUUGUCCCACAAAAAAACUAACAAAUUGCAUGUGAGUUUGGGAAUAUUUUCAAAUUACCUCUUUUACAGUCAGAUAACCAUUCUAUACCAUACGAACUUUAUUUCAUUCAAAUUGAUGCAUUGGAACAAACUCUAUGCUUCAUCGAACUCAAGGAUUGAAAAUCGUCUUGGGCCACUUUCCUUGCGAGAGAAAGUGAGAAAGCACAAUUUUAGAGAAACACACAAAAAAAGAUUUAUUUCCUUUGUUCAAGAGUCACGUGUGACUUAUUCUAUCGGCUUAUGAUCUGUAAACUUGAUAAAUAGAAACAGUGGCCAAGUAGUUUUUUAAGUCCCGUAUUGUGAUUGUUGUAUCUUUUGAACAAAACAUCCUAGUGAAACCAACUAAAAGGAAUUUGGAAGACCAAUUAUUCUACUCAGCAUUACAUUAGACUCGAUUUUGAAUACUGCCCCCACUUUUCUGAAAACAUGCCCGAUUCGACUGUUUUUUGUGUGGGACAACCUGUACCAUGGUCAUUUGGUUUAGAUUGUAUACGUCGCGUACCUUGCACCUACCUCGCCCUCUGUGUGUGAUGUGCUUUCCAGAUACACGUAGAUAGCCGUUUAGGGUACGGUUAAAAAAUGAUGAAAAUAAAUUUCUCGUAUAUGCAGAAAGAAACACUUAUACUUAAAGAAACACUUAUUGAGAAAUACACAAGAUUCGAAAAAUUCUACUCAUUUACGUAUCUCUAUGUGAGAAAUGAGCACCUGAAAAAAAUGUCUGCAGCCGGUUGAUAAUGACAACUUACUUUAUGUAAAGCUUAAGUUUACUGUCCAAAAAAUCCAAUGUAAGGUUCUAUCUAAAAACGUCUAAGUUUAAGUUGAUGAGACGAGUCUAAGUUGAGGAGGCAAGUGAUAUGCGUGUCGCCGUCUGAUGAACUAAAUAUUUUAUAUUGGUCAAAAACAAGGUAAUCAUUGGUCUUUGUACGGCAUAAAAAAACUCUAUGCAUAAAUAGUAUCAAGUUCUUCCAAUAGUAUGAUUUUUUUCCUGUGAGGGUGCAGGCAUAAAGCUCAAUUUUAUUUAAAAAUCGAAUGAGCAGAAUUCACUUUAAUGUUCGUUAAUAAUAUUUUAUUAUUAUAGAUAUUAUUGUUCGUUGUUAUCCUUUGAUGUGGAGAACCUUGGCCUCGUGGUCUGGGCGCAAUUUCAUAG
Molecule: messenger RNA, 2747 nt
Organism: Patiria miniata (bat star)
Lineage: Eukaryota; Metazoa; Echinodermata; Asteroidea; Valvatida; Asterinidae
Product: aquaporin-9-like
Exons: 8
Coding region: 341-1297 (318 amino acids)
Biological process (GO): glycerol transmembrane transport; water transport
Cellular component (GO): plasma membrane; basolateral plasma membrane
Molecular function (GO): glycerol channel activity; water channel activity; urea transmembrane transporter activity
Source: RefSeq, a predicted model, not a curated record